This is a messenger RNA of Protomyces lactucae-debilis, 1060 nucleotides long. RefSeq names its product small-subunit processome. The transcript has a single exon. Lineage: Eukaryota; Fungi; Ascomycota; Taphrinomycetes; Taphrinales; Protomycetaceae. Gene Ontology annotation, biological process: rRNA processing. The record is from RefSeq and is a predicted model, not a curated record. The coding region runs from base 23 to 751 and encodes 242 amino acids. Gene Ontology annotation, cellular component: nucleolus; small-subunit processome.
AAGGACAAGUGCAGCAAGCGUGAUGGGUGCAUUUGGCAGGUCUGACGGACAGAAAAAGCAGCAUAAAGAGCGUGCUCAGCCCUUCAAUCGUGAGCGCUAUGGAUUGCUUGAGAAGAAGAAGGACUAUGUCUUGCGAGCAGAUGAUUACAAGCAGAAACAAGCGCGCUUAAAGACUCUGCGCUCCAAAGCUUCUCAAAAGAAUGAGGAUGAAUUCUACUUUGGCAUGGUCCACGGCCGAACGCGCCGCGGCGUUGCUGUUAAAGAGCGUGGAAACCAGGCGUUGACUAUGGACGCAGUCAAGAUUUUGAAGACACAGGAUGCUGCGUACAUAAAAACGGCAACCGCCAUUGAGCGGCGGAAGAUUGAGCAGCUGGAGGCUGCGCAACAUAUGCAAGAGGAUACGCAGGGUACUGCGGGUAGUGAAGACGAAGCGCCGAAGAAGCGUAAAAUUUCGCGCUCGUUGUUCAUGGAGGCAGAUGAGGAUAUUCGAGACAUCGUGCCUAAAUCGUCCCAAUCGAAGAAGCUCGAGGGAGAUGUGCAAGAUUCAGAAUGGCUUACAAAGAUUGCAAAAGCCAAGGUGAGAGCCAAGUUGGAGCUAGCGAGCCGGCAAGACCGUCUAGCAAAGCUUCAAACGCUAGAAAAAGAGACUGCCUUGCAUCGCAAUCUCCAGACCAAAGGUGCACGAAAGAAGGUAGGCACAGACAAGGAUGGCGUCGCAAAAUACAAGUGGAAGCAAGAGCGUAAGCGUUAGUGUAAACAUGAUCCAUUAUUAUCCUUAUGCACAAUUACAUGAGAUGUGUGUCAUUCAUCUGAAGCGGCCAGAUGCUGGCUGAUCAUUGUAUUGACCGUAUAUGUCGCUCAAAAUGUCAGGGCUAUCGUUUCGGCUCCGGCCUGGUGAACUAGCAGGGUAAGGUGGGAGGGUCGUGUGAUCUGGCGUGUCAGUUCGAACAGACUCCUCAGGGAACCGUUCUCCAACUUGGCGCCAGUCUGGCACGGGAGCACGAGGCUGCGGGGCCACGAGCGGCGGCGGUCUUUGACUGAAGGGGGUCGAGCGAUCCUG